AAAACGUUUGGAGAUGCUCUUAUCAAUAGUUUGCAAAUUUGUUUUUAUAAAAAUCGAGUUGGACAAAUAUAAUCUAGUCUGAUAACUUUGUAAAUUACCCAAAAAAAACCAUGAUCAUCGAUCCCAUGGAAUCUUCAGAUCUGCAGCUUAGAUAGAAAGAGAGACAGGGGAAAUCACGGUGCACUAGCAAGAGAAGAAAGAAGCUUUCAGACAGCCAUUGAAGUAACAGAAGCUGAACCAAAAUCUCACAUAUGAGUGCUGGUGGAGCAUUUGGUGGGAAUAGGGGACUGAGACCAGUGCCACCCGAAAAAGGAGUCUUCCCUUUAGAUCACAUGCAUCUAUGUGACCUGGAGAAGAAAGAAUACAUCAAUUGUCUCAAAUCCGGUGGUCAUAAAUCUGAAAAGUGUAGGCACUUCUCCAAAAAGUACCUUGAAUGUCGUAUGGAAAAGAACUUGAUGGCAAAGCAAGACAUGUCAGAACUCGGAUUUGGAAAGGGAGGUGAUGUUGAAGCUUCUGAAGAGAAAAAAGAGGGGAUGAUAGAUAAUUGAACAACUUUGCCGGUUUUUGUGAAAGCUUGAAGAGCUUUUUUGUUGUACCUGACUUUCUGGAUUAUUCUUUCAAUACAACGAUACUUUUCAUGUUAAGAACACUUUGUAAAAUAACGUGAAUACAAAACAUUACGAGUUUUAUGGUAGCAUUUAUGUUACACUUAGAAAAAUACAGAAGCUAUGAAAUGGUUCGUUGUUUUGUA
Molecule: messenger RNA, 751 nt
Organism: Camellia sinensis
Lineage: Eukaryota; Viridiplantae; Streptophyta; Magnoliopsida; Ericales; Theaceae
Source: RefSeq, a predicted model, not a curated record